AUGCAGCUCCUCCACUACUCGCCGACCCCGUACCCUCCCAUCCUCGCCCCGCCGCCCCGCCGCCGCGGAUUCCUCUGCUCCUCCGUACCUAACGUUGCCCGGGGUGCAAGCACGCCCGCCGCGGCGCCGCGGGGUGCCCCCGCCUCCGCCCUCGCCGCAAACCGCGUCGUGGUGCGACACUUCACCUCAUACACUAAGAGCAGUGGGGAUGCUCUGACGCUGGACUACCUGGCCACCGUGGACGCGUACCCGCGGCCCGACGACAAGAUCCGCAGCGGAGAACUGCAGAUAUCGGGCGGCGGGAAUGCCGGGAACGCGCUGACGGGCGCUGCUCGUCUGGGCCUCAACACGAGGCUCAUCUCCAAGGUGGCCAGCGAUGAAAUCGGAGGAACUGUUCUUUCGGAACUCCAGGAAGCUGGAAUCGAUGUGUCGCAUGUUAUAAUCUCUGAUGGUGGAAACACAACAUUUGUCUAUGUCAUUAUUGAUAAGAAAACUAAAACUCGUACAUGCAUAAUCACGGCAGGCUACCCUCCAAUGGUUCCUAAUGAUUUAUCAAUGUCAAAUCUGUCAGCUGCACUGCAAGAUGUAAACUUGUUAUACCUAGAUGGAUAUUCACAUGAAAUGGCACUGGCUGUUGCUAAGCAGGCUGAUCUAAUGAAGAUUCCAAUACUGGUUGAUGCGGAACCAGAAAGAACAAAGGCUGAACUCGAAAGUUUGCUUGGCCUAGCGAGUUACAUUGUCUGUUCGGGGAAAUUUCCAGAGAAAUGGACGUCCAUCUCAUGCAUUCCCUCGGCACUUCUAGAGAUCCUUGUGCAAUAUCCUCAUGUGAGAUUCAUGAUUGCAACCAUUGGAGAAAAUGGAUGCAUGAUGCUUGAGAGGAGCGAAGGCAAUAGUUCUGAAAUAGAUGCAGCAGAUAUAGAGGAUGUUGCCGAGUCCUUGAGGCUGAAAGUGCUUAAAGAUGACAACCUGCCAACUUGUGUAUCAUCCAAGUUCAUGGGACUCUCUUCAAGAGGGCAUGGUACUGUUACUAGUACUAUAUUUGGAAGAUUGCUCAUAGGAACAGCAGAAAAAAUUCCUAGCCCAGAGCUUGUUGACACCACUGGUUGUGGCGACGCGUUUAUAGGAGCAGUACUUUAUGGACUAUCCACGGAUAUGCCACCCGAGAAGAUGCUGCCUUUCGCCUGCCAAGUGGCGGCCAUAAAAUGCAGAGCGAUCGGUGCGCGCACGGGCCUACCAUGGCAGUCUGAUACACGCUUGUCUAAAUACUUGUGUUAGGCAUUCUGAAAAUUGUGUGGAGAAGAAAUAAAGGUUUAGAGAAAUGCACCAUGUCCUCAGCUGUUGCUUAAGAGUCCAUGGGACUGAAACAUGGUGAGCGUCGGUGAUAAAGUUUCGUAUUAAAAGUUGAAAGUAUGCAUCCAGAGGUACUGUUUGAGUGAAUAAAAUCAGCGAGCGAUGCAGUGUUGUCAGGGAAGGCAGUAUUUCCCCACAAUUUAAGCUUGUUCCUUUUUUUUUUGCGAUUA
Molecule: messenger RNA, 1520 nt
Organism: Lolium rigidum
Lineage: Eukaryota; Viridiplantae; Streptophyta; Magnoliopsida; Poales; Poaceae
Product: fructokinase-like
Exons: 12
Coding region: 1-1275 (424 amino acids)
Molecular function (GO): kinase activity
Source: RefSeq, a predicted model, not a curated record